Messenger RNA from Trypanosoma grayi, 519 nucleotides. RefSeq names its product Tbingi protein. Lineage: Eukaryota; Euglenozoa; Kinetoplastea; Trypanosomatida; Trypanosomatidae. The transcript has a single exon. Bases 1 to 519 code for a protein of 172 amino acids. The record is from RefSeq and is a predicted model, not a curated record.
AUGGCUGAACUCGAUCGCGCACUGCGUCUUCUGCCGCUGGGAUAUGCACCGGGACCCGACAUGAUACAUGGUGAGGCACUGCGGCACCUUGGGAGAGGUGCGAAACACUCUGCCCUAACUCUCUUCAACAAGAGCCUGCGCACUGGCGUCGUUCCGCAGAGCUGGAGGCACAGGGUUAUAAUCCCACUCCUAAAACCCGGCAAGAAAGCAACUCAACUAGAGCCAUACAGGCUAGUCACGCUCACAAGUUGCCUCUGCAAGCUCAUGGAACGUAUUAUAGCAGCACGCAUUCGUGAGGUUAUAGAGCCAAAGCUUACGCCGCAGCAGUCCGGAUUCCGACCAUCCCACUCCACACUGGACCAAUUAUUGCACCUUCGAGUAACAAUGCAUCGACCGACUCCUAAGGACAGAACGGCCGCAGUGUUCGUCGAUUACACCAAAGCCUUCGACACAGUCGAUAAUAAUAAAAUCAUACUUCAAAUGCGACGGCUUGGAAUACCGCAACAUAUAGUGCGUUGA